GUGAGAGAAACGAAACGAAGCCCUUUGCUUUGACCACAGUAUACUUCUAUAAUUUUAAAUUUUAGUAACUUUCUUAUUAUCUAUCGUAGUGAAAUACCGGCGCGUGUUGCUUUAACUGCUUAAAUGCGCAUGUGAUUAUUUCUGUGUUGCUGAAGGCGUGUCGCGCAUAAUGCUUAACGUUAGAGAUCUCAUAUGAUUUAUAUUGUCUUCACUAAGAUUAUAUCAAUGACAGAUGGCUGGACAAAACUCUGAAAUCGAGCUUGAUUUGAUCAAAACUGAAGAGAGAAGCUCAUUUGUAAAAGCUGGAGCGGAGGUGUCCAGCAAAGCAACAGGGAGGCUCUCACCCAUUCCUGAACUGGAUCCCUGGGAGAGAGAAGCAGACACUGACUCUACAGAAUUCACUUACUCCUUAUGCUCAGUGGACAGGUACAGCACGGCCGGCUCCUCCAGCAGCUCCCUGUCUGACUCCCAGGAGAGAGGAGAGCUCUGUGCCGGGAUUGUACUGAAUUGUCUCUUCUGCCGAUUCUAUGACCUGUUCCUCAUGCUACCUGAAACAUGCGAGCGAGCUGCUAUCUCCAUCUGCCCUACCUACAUGCUUUUCUCUCCACCUGCGGAACCUGCGCACACCAACUGGAACUGCAGUUGUGAUUUUGACUGUGGACUUAGGGACAUCUGCCAUGAAACGGGGGAAUGCCUUGAGCUAGCAAUGGAAAUUUCGGAGGUCUGCUAUCGCUAAGGUGCCUGCAAAACUGAAGACGUCAAGGUUGCUUCGUUGGAAGAACACUUUACAAUUUCGUGUCACUUUGCAAAUUUUGUAUCAAAGAACACUACAGUCUAUGCCAAAGCAAGCUAAUAGAUGCACAUUUAGAGGUAGUAUAAUCAAAUAAAAAAUAUAUAUAAACAUAAACAUGACAUCUAAAGCUACUAUAAGUGAUUUCACAUGAAAUUGCUAGUACUUUUCCCAUCUUCCAUAGUCCGAACCCUAAAGUCACGCCAUUGGUUGAAGUGCUAGAGAAGCGCCUCCAAGUUUUCUGAUUGGUUAAGGUGAGUCGCUUUCUCUUAAAUAACACAAUACCUCCUGUUAAAAAGGCUGUCUAAAUGGAUAGUUCACCCAAAAAUUAAAAUUCGUAAAAAAAAACCUCAACAUGCCGAAGCUCAAUGUUCACUUAACGUGCAAGAACCUAUGAGGCUCAUUCUCAUGUUAUGCUGCAAGUUUGAGUUUCCGGAAGAGGUUUGUUCUCGCACGUCAAGCAGGAUCGGUCGAGCUUCAGUUUAUGUUUGCUGAUCAAUGUUUAUGUGAAAAAUA
Pimephales promelas (fathead minnow) is the source of this 1306-nucleotide messenger RNA. It is a transcript of the gene mdfic2, whose product is annotated as MyoD family inhibitor domain containing 2. The record is from RefSeq and is a predicted model, not a curated record. Lineage: Eukaryota; Metazoa; Chordata; Actinopteri; Cypriniformes; Leuciscidae.